Staurois parvus is the source of this 414-nucleotide messenger RNA. Lineage: Eukaryota; Metazoa; Chordata; Amphibia; Anura; Ranidae. The record is from the annotation of a GenBank genome assembly.
ACCAGGGGCGGACUGACCAUUUGGGAACUCGGGCACUGCCCAAGGGCCCAGGGUCAGUAGUGGGCCCCAUGAGAUGCCCCUGGUACCUUUCAUAGGCUUUUUGGUAUGGAUUAGGUGCAGUAUGGAUUGGGCGCAGUAUGGAUUAGGCGCAUUAUGGAUUGGGCGCAGUAUGGAUUGGGCGCAGUAUGGAUUGGGCGCAGUAUGGAUUGGGUGCAGUAUGGAUUGGGUGCAGUAUGGAUUGGGCGCAGUAUGGAUUGGGUGCAGUAUGGAUUGGGUACACUUGGUGUCCUGUUGUGAGUGGCUCAGUCCCUGCUAGCACUAUCAGCAAAUGGACGAAUAGGCUUUUUUGGGUGUGGUUUGAGUGUAGGCGAGGACACAGGGGCCCCAUGAUCUCCUAUUGCCCGGGGGCCCCGU